AGAUGCAAACCUAUCUGUUGCAGUGCUCGCGUCAAGGAUUUCAGUGGUCUUUUGGGGCUUUCUCGUAAUUGGUGUCUUCAUUAGCGCUGCACACAUGUUCUAGGACUCGAUCCCGUGUCUUGAGCCUUCGGGGCUCGUUUGGGAUUUGUUUCCCUUGCUCUUUAACUCAAUCUCACUUAAACCAGAACUUGCACUCGUUUCGGAUGGAACCCCUGAGCUUGGAUCAGCGCUCGCCCGUGACAAAGAACAAUGUCCAACGAAGAGGAACAGCUCACUGAGUCACAACAAGAUUCAGAUGACGAAGAAGAAGAACAAGAGUCACAACAGCAAUAUCCGGACUUCGACUCUUCCUCAGACGACUACAGCGAAGAAUCGGAUUACGAAAUCCUCGCCGACGCUGCCGCACCGGAUUCCGAAAACGCCUCCGAAGGCAACAUCGCGAAGGUCACUCGUGUGCUCGAGAGCGAGAGUUUAAAGAGAAUCCAAGAAGAAGAAGACCAACAAUACAUUCGUUACACAGACCCAUGGGAUUUUCCAGAAGACCCCGAAAAUUGGCGGGAAGAGGAUUUGAAGGAGUAUUGGGUGGAUGCUCCCGUGGAGAUGACCAAACCCGGUUGGGACCCGGUUUGGGCUGAUGAAGAUGAUUGGGAAAUUGCUAGGAAGGAGAUUAAGGAGGGUCGGGACCCGGGGAUUGCCCCAUUUUAUGUUCCUUAUCGGAAGCCUUAUCCGAUUAUAGCCACAAACAACCCUGAUACUAAGAACCCCAAAGCGGUUAUUGAAGAGUUGGAUAGGAUUGAGGAGUUCCUCAAUUGGGUCAGCUACAUUUUCCCUGAUGGAAGCUCGUAUGAAGGCACAGUUUGGGAUGACUCGGCUCAUGGCAAAGGCGUUUAUGUUGCAGAACAGGGGCUGGUCAGGUAUGAAGGUGAAUGGCUGCAAAACACCAUGGAAGGUCAUGGGGUCGUUGAAGUUGAUAUACCUGAUAUAGAACCUAUGCCAGGUUCCAAGCUUGAAGCAAAAAUGCGAGCUGAAGGAAAAAUAAUAUCAAGUGAUUUCAUGACCCGAGAAGAUAGACGAUGGUUAAAGAUGGAUGUUGAAGAUAGCAUUCGUCUGGCUGGUGGACGGUAUGAAAUACCAUUUUACGAGAGUAAUGUGUGGAUCAAACAUUUUGGGAGAAAACCGGAGAAGGGUCGGUACCGCUAUGCUGGCCAGUGGAAGCAUGGCAGAAUGCAUGGAUGUGGUGUAUAUGAAAUCAAUGAACGCACCAUCUAUGGAAGAUUCUAUUUUGGAGAGCUAUUGGAGGAUAUAGAUGAUUGUGAUGAAAACAUUUCAGCGAUGCAUGCUGGUAUAGCAGAGGUUGCUGCUGCUAAGGCUCGGAUGUUUCUUAAUAAGCCAGAUGGAAUGGUUAGGGAAGAGAGGGGUCCUUAUGGUGAUCCUCAACACCCUUAUUUAUACGAGGAAGAUGAUGUGUGGAUGGCACCGGGCUUUAUCAACCAGUUCUAUGAAGUUCCUGAUUAUUGGAAGACAUAUGUGCAUGAAGUUGAUCAGGAAAGAGAAAUGUGGUUGAACUCCUUCUAUAAAGCUCCGCUGAGGUUACCUAUGCCUGCAGAGCUUGAAUAUUGGUGGUCAAAAGAUGAGACUGCAGAAUUUGUUCUUAUCAACAAGGAACCGGAACCUGACCCCGAAGAUCCAUCAAAGCUAGUAUAUACUGAAGAUCCCCUCAUUUUGCACGCCCCAACUGGAAGAUUAAUCAAUUACAUUGAGGAUGAGGAGCAUGGGAUCCGAUUAUUUUGGCAGCCGCGUCUGAGAGAAGGUGAAGAGGUAGACCCGAAGAAGGUUCAGUUCCUACCCCUUGGAUUUGAUGAGUUCUAUGGACGAAAAGUGAUUGUGAAAAGGGAUAAUAUAUGGAAGCGUUUUGUAAUGGCAGUAGAAAAUGCAUUGAAGUCAGGAUUUGAUAAACUAGAAAAGUGGACUGAAGAGAAGAAGAAAGCCAGUGAGAUGAAGAUGAAGUUUAUUGAAAAUGAACUUGACCUUAUAGAGGCUGAAUUGUGUUUGGAAGAGGCCAUUGAGGACAUGGAUGAGGAGUUAAGGAUGAAAGAGAAAGAGGAGGAAAAGAAGGCAGAAAUGGGUUUGCAGGAGGAAGAAGAUCCUUCUUUGGUGGCAAACCAAGAGGAAGAAACCAUUAUCAAAGAGGAAGUUGAUGAAGAUGUGGAUGAGGAGGGAGUUGAAGAGGAAGAGGAUGAUGAUGCUACACCUUCCAGUUUUGGAUCUGUUGCUGCAGAUCAGGGCUCAAUAACGAACGAUCAGAAGGGAAAGGAGCCUAGGGAGUCUCCAUUCUCUUCAUCUUCAUUGUUAUUUGCUUCUUGUAGCCUUGUUUCGGCAGUUCCAUCCACAUUGCAACAAUCAAUUUUGUCAUUGAAACAAGGUAGAUUACCGCAAAAAUCGCAUCCUUCCUUAAUUGUAGAAAACUCCAGUGACCUCUUGAAAGCAAUUGAUUCGGUCAGUUUCCCUCCAGUGCAUGGCCAUAAGGGAAGGUUGAGAGCAUUUAAGCAAGAUCAUCAAAAGUUUCAACCACAAAAUCACUCUAGUGGACAAAAGUCUCAGUUACACUCCUUAUGUAAGAUUUUGUCAUGUCCUUUAGCCACUACUGCUAAUACCAGAAGCAGCCUACAAAAACCUAGCAAGCAUAACCAUUUAGGGCUGCAUGCUGUACCCAAGGAAUAUUCAGACUGCAUUUUAUCUUUGCAUGUUCCAGUUUGUUGUUUGGAGUCAUACACAGAUACUAAAAAUUAUCGAGCCUCAUUGUAGGAACUUGAAUGGCUGGAACUUUGAGGGUCAGUUUUCUUCAGGUUGUAUUUGAUUACUUUUUGGCCAAUCUUAAUUUAAGUAUAUGGACUUAGUUUUUAUCUUUUAUUAAGAGAAAAAAAAAAUACUAUUAAACAUCAGAAUUAAACAUUGAACAAGCAUUGAGUUUUGAUACAUUUUACUGUGCAAAUAAAAAGCUAAGAUGAUCAACAAUUUAUCAUCUGACUUAUUUCAUGGAUGCUUCAUUCUUAUAGUGAAAGUUGUGUUCAGAUUUUUGCAAAGAAAAUGAGGGAUGAAUGAAGUUUUAAUCAGGCAAUUGAGAUUAGUGAAUGAUCAAGAUGAUUACUUUGGUUCUGGUGAUUGUAUUU
Molecule: messenger RNA, 3170 nt
Organism: Durio zibethinus
Lineage: Eukaryota; Viridiplantae; Streptophyta; Magnoliopsida; Malvales; Malvaceae
Source: RefSeq, a predicted model, not a curated record